AUGCCUUCCCUGUUCCAUCUGAGUGUACUCUUUACCUUCAUCCUGCUGCUCGGCACGAAUCUCGCGAAUGUGGAGGCCUGUGGAGUUACUCCUGCCACCGUCACUGAGCUAAUUUACCCAACUGAAGUUACCAAUCCGCCGGCAAGCCCGAUCAAUGAAGAUGGAAGCUCAGCCGGUCACUGUUCUGUAAAUGGUAUCACUCGCCGAUGUGGUCAUACUUCUGACUUUAGCCACUAUCCAAAAUUUACCACUACCCAAGUGGUGCCAGAGACUCAAGCCGCUUCUUCGGUUUCGGCUUCGGAACCCGAGACCUCAAUUUCGAGUGUAGGUAGCCACUUGACCACUUUUGUCACUCACAAGGUAUCUGCUUCGACCAACGUGGGUCAUGCUACAUCGGCGACUGCGACUUCCGAGGCUACACACGUUGCAAAAUCCGUCUUAGCCCCCGUCCCUGGUGAGACUGAGGCAUCGGCAAGCUCAACUACAUUCUCUGAAUCGAAAACUUCAGCUUCCACCAAGGCAUCUGCAUCUGUACCCUCAGGAUACCCCUACAGAGGCAGUUACCCCGAUAAAGUCCUGUACACGCACAAUGUUCAUCGAGCAAAUCAUAGCGCAACUAAUCUGAGCUGGGAUCAGAGACUGGCUGACACUGCACAUGCAUGGGCAAUUACAUGCCAGUUCAGACACAAUACCUCUAUGCUCCCAGGCGGAUACGGUCAGAACCUAGCCGGCAGUGCUCCCACAGCUAGUCUCGCACAGCACAUUUCUGAGUUCUGGUAUAAUAACGAGCUCAGGAAUUUCGAUCCUUACUACGGACAACCAACUCCCGGGGGAGAUUUAGGGACCUGCGGUCAUUUUACGCAGGUUGUUUGGAGGGAUACCAGCAAGGUUGGAUGUGCAACAGUUGACUGCCGAGGCUCUACUCUGAGGAUGUGGUAUACUGUGUGCAACUAUUAUCCCCCUGCCCUCCUCUUCGCUCCAACUCACCCAAUAACCAAACGAAUCUACGAAGGCUGGAAAAUACACCCAAGAUCCCUCCGCAGUUUAGGCCGCCAGAUCCCGAAUUUCGUCGACAGUGUCUGGGAGGCGGAGAGAUAUGCGGCAGUUUUGGAGGGAUCUUAUUUGAAAUUCUCACAGAAUGAGGACCUUAAGCUGUUGUUGCUGGAGACUGGGGAUCGAGAGUUGGUCGAGGCUAGUCCGCGAGAUAGGAUCUGGGGUAUUGGGUUUGGAAAGGACGCUGCUGGAAUGCGGAGGGAAGAGUGGGGGUUGAAUUUGUUGGGGAAGGCUCUUAUGGAGGUUAGAGCAAGGUUGAGGGAGGAGGGGCUUAGGAAGUAG
This is a messenger RNA of Penicillium longicatenatum, 1335 nucleotides long. Its product is annotated as N-glycosidase. Gene Ontology annotation, cellular component: extracellular region. The record is from RefSeq and is a predicted model, not a curated record. The coding region runs from base 1 to 1335 and encodes 444 amino acids. NCBI's taxonomy places the organism in Eukaryota, Fungi, Ascomycota, Eurotiomycetes, Eurotiales, Aspergillaceae. The transcript has 3 exons.